Messenger RNA from Emys orbicularis (European pond turtle), 1347 nucleotides. RefSeq names its product ring finger protein 217 (gene RNF217). The record is from RefSeq and is a predicted model, not a curated record. The coding region runs from base 1 to 1347 and encodes 448 amino acids. Gene Ontology annotation, molecular function: zinc ion binding; ubiquitin protein ligase activity; ubiquitin conjugating enzyme binding. Gene Ontology annotation, biological process: protein polyubiquitination; positive regulation of proteasomal ubiquitin-dependent protein catabolic process; ubiquitin-dependent protein catabolic process. Lineage: Eukaryota; Metazoa; Chordata; Testudines; Emydidae. The transcript is spliced from 6 exons. Gene Ontology annotation, cellular component: ubiquitin ligase complex; cytoplasm.
AUGGGGGAGCAGCAGAGCUCGCUGAGCACCCUGCGGGCGGCCGCCGCCGGGGCGCCGUUCCCGGCCGGCGGGGCCCGAGAGCCGGGGCAGGAGGCGGCCGAGCCGGAGCCCGGUAGCAGGCGGCGGAGCAGGGAGCAGGAGCCGCUUCCCGCCGGGGCCCCGGGGAGUCCGGAGCGCAGCGAGGAGUCGCCGCCGCCCCCUGAGCCUCCCGCGGAGGAGCCGGGGGCCGGCGGGGAGCCCGGGGUGCCCACCGAGGAGGGGCCGGGGCGGGACUGGGGCAGCAGCCGCUGCCGCAUCCCCCCGCGGCGGCACGUGUACUGCACCGUGUACUGCGUGGAGAACGACCGGGCUGGGGCCGGGACGGGACACCCGCCCGCCACAGCCCCCGGGGCCCUGCCCGGCCGCCGCGCCCCCGUCGGAGACCCCUUGACCUCGGGGGGCAGCAUCGAGGUGGACUUUUACCUGCUGCCCGAGCCCUACUUCGGGCCCCUGCUGGUGCUCUGCUGCCGGGUGUGCCUGGAGGAGAAGCCCAUCAAGCCCCUACCCUGCUGCAAGAAGGCGGUGUGCGAGGAGUGCCUGAAGCGCUACCUGAGCGCCCAGGUGCAGCUGGGACAGGCAGAUAUAAACUGUCCAAUCACAGAGUGCAGUGAAUACCUGGAUGAAACAACUGUCCUCUACAACCUGCCACAUGAUGACAUCAUCAAGUAUAAAUACUUCCUGGAACUCAGCCGUAUUGACUCCAGCACCAAGCCAUGCCCUCAAUGCAAACACUUUACCACUUUCAGGAGGAGAGGUCACAUUCCAACCCCAACGAAAUUGGAGAACAAAUACAAAAUCCAGUGUCCAACCUGCCAAUUUGUCUGGUGUUUUAAGUGCCACUCUCCCUGGCAUGAAGGUGUUAACUGUAAAGAAUACAAAAAGGGAGACAAGCUGUUGCGUCACUGGGCCAGUGAGAUUGAACAUGGGCAAAGGAAUGCCCAGAAAUGUCCAAAAUGCAAGAUCCACAUCCAGAGAACAGAAGGGUGUGACCACAUGACCUGUUCACAAUGUAACACUAAUUUCUGUUACCGCUGUGGGGAGAGAUACCGCCAGCUCCGUUUCUUUGGAGAUCACACAUCAAACCUCAGUAUAUUUGGAUGCAAAUAUCGCUACCUCCCUGAGAGACCGCAUUUAAGGAGAUUAGUGAGAGGCUCUGUCUGUGCUGGAAAAUUACUCAUUGCUCCCUUAAUACUGGUAUUGGGACUGGCACUGGGAGCUAUAGCUGUUGUAAUAGGUUUAUUUGUGUUUCCUAUCUAUUGCCUUUGUAAAAAGCAGAGGAAAAGGUCACGGACAGGUAUGCCCUGGUAA